GGGUGCAAUAUUUUCUUUGAUCUGUCGUGCAAUUUCCCAACGCUGUGUACUGUGGAGGCGGACCGAGGUGGUGGCUGCUCCGGAAUUUAAUGGGUGUUUUCCCGUGGUGGGGGUGUGUCUAGUGCAGGGGUGCUGUCUUCUAUUUUAUUAGUGCUAACUGGUUACAUCCGCCGUUCUAAAGUUAAAUUAUGUUACAGAAGGUGUUGCUCUCUGGUUAUCGUAAGCAGCAUCUGGUGGACUCGGAUGUGGCUGAUUUUUUCUUCUUUGUGCUGGUUUCUAGCUACUGCAAUAAAUUGAUUUUUUCGGCAAGCUGCCUGAACGAAGGGAUCCAGGACGAAUUUCCUUUCUUUACUUCAAUUGUGAUUGCUAGCGGAAAUCGAUUUCCAUUGUAGGCCAGCUUGAAUCAAUGCUUUGCAGUAUCAUUCUUGCUAAAGUGUUGCUUUAUUCAUCCAUCGAAAUAUUUCCAGCUUAGUGGCAACGGUAUUUAUAGAAUACAUACCACAAUAGGUGUGGGUGAUUGCGGAUCCACUUGAGUAAGCCCCGGUAAAGGUAAACAAGUCACAAUUGAACGAACGGAAGAAAGAGCCGGCAAAAAUCGACGGUCGCCAGUGUAAGUGUAAGUGGUGGUAUUAGGCCGUGAAAAAGCCAACCAUAACAGGAGAAGCGGACGCCGUUAUUGGGCGUUGACAGGACGGUGCAGGUGUGAUAGUAGAAAAGUGUUUUCAAUUGUCCAUCAGCCCGGCCGAGCAGGACCCGACUGGUCGGUAAACACAGCGUGCUAGUGCUAGUGAUAAAGAAGUUAUCAAGAAAAGAAAAAAACAGCGCCAAAGCGAAACGAAACGAAACGAAACCGGCUACGCGGCGCGCGGGUUCACACUACGACGGAAUAGUGCACUAGGAACUGCAAACUCAGAUUUCAAUGAUGGCGGAAGCAGUCGGCCAGCCGAACAAUGUCGCCGCCCCGGGAGCGGCCGGUCCCGUUGCGAACGGAGCCCCAGCCAAUCCGGGCCCGAACAACGGUGUGGUCAACACUAACCCCAACGCGGAGGUUAUUCGGGGCCAAGUGUUCGAGGUAGGGCCCCGCUACACCCAGCUGGCCUACAUCGGAGAGGGUGCCUACGGAAUGGUUGUAUCUGCAGUAGACACCGUGUCAAAAACAAAAGUUGCCAUCAAAAAAAUUUCCCCCUUCGAGCAUCAGACCUAUUGCCAGCGGACGCUGCGUGAAAUCAAAAUUCUCACCCGAUUCAGACACGAAAAUAUCAUAGACAUUAGAGAUAUCUUACGGGUGCCUAGUAUAGAACAGAUGAAAGAUGUAUAUAUUGUUCAAUGCUUAAUGGAGACUGAUCUAUACAAACUACUGAAAACACAGAGACUAAGUAACGACCAUAUCUGUUAUUUCCUGUACCAAAUUCUCCGUGGUCUCAAGUACAUUCACUCGGCCAACGUGCUGCAUCGCGAUCUGAAGCCGAGUAAUUUGCUGCUAAACACAACUUGUGAUCUGAAGAUUUGUGACUUUGGUCUGGCGCGGGUGGCUGAUCCGGAACAUGAUCACACUGGCUUUCUGACGGAAUACGUUGCCACCCGGUGGUACCGGGCGCCGGAAAUUAUGCUAAACUCUAAGGGCUAUACCAAAUCCAUCGACAUCUGGUCGGUUGGCUGUAUCCUGGCGGAGAUGCUCAGCAAUCGUCCCAUCUUUCCCGGCAAACACUACCUGGACCAGCUGAAUCACAUUCUCGGCGUGCUCGGUUCACCCUCCCAGGAGGAUCUGGAGUGUAUAAUUAAUGAGAAGGCUCGCAGCUACUUGCAGUCACUACCGUACAAACCAAAGGUUCCGUGGUCCCGGUUGUUCCCGAACGCCGAUCCUAACGCGCUGGACCUGCUCGGCAAGAUGCUCACCUUCAACCCACACAACCGAAUCUCGGUCGAGCAAGCUUUAGCGCAUCCGUACCUUGAGCAAUAUUACGAUCCUGCUGAUGAGCCCGUAGCGGAAGAACCAUUCCGCAUCGCGAUGGAGCUGGACGAUCUUCCAAAGGAGACAUUGAAGCGAUUAAUCUUCGAGGAAACAUUACGAUUCAACCAUAAUGAUGAUCUCCCGGAUGCCAUGUAAUUUCCUCCCGACUUACACGGUUCGAGGCAUCGCGAGAAGUAUUUUUCUUCCACCGCUAUCAACAUUAACAACAACGGCAAGUAUCCGGCAUCCGUCGCGCGUCAAGUCAGUGCAGUGCGCUAUGCCCGUCAAACAACAAAACUGUCUCCGGCGUAUUGUGUCGGAGGAAUACAACACUUCCUCCGUGUUGUGAGUACCUACCUUUUCUGCCGAGGAGUCCUGCAGCAGCGGAAUAGUUAAGUGUAAAGUGUGACUCUGAAGCAAAAUGUUUCGUCUAACCAGUUUUCACCACCUGACAGUCAGUGGUGAGCUCACUCUUUAUUCGAGGAAAUGUUGAUUAUUAUGAAAUGUGAUUUUUUUCUUUCUUUUCUGUGCAAACCGUUUUACCUAGAAGAGUGCGAUCAAAAAGAAGCAGUAAAUUUAAGGAAGAAUAAUGCAAUGUCAUUUAGUUCGAUUAACUUUAGAGCAAUUUAUCUGGGGAAAUCCUGAGGCGACUUUCCCCGCCCAUUCUGUUUCUUUUGGCGUAGGAAAUUAUUAUCAGUAUGUAAGUAAGUUGUUCACAUUUCACACGCAUGUUUUUCGUUUCGAUAAGUAAGGUUUGUCCCCAAAUUGUGUAAGGAUUUUUUUUACAUACUUGGAUUGUUGCAAGCGAGUAGGAAAUUUUUUAUUUUAAAUUUAAUAUUAAGAGGAAAGAUAAACAUAGGUAAACCAAAAACACGAAAAAAAAACUAACAAAUUAAGUAAAAAGCUUGUAGAAAAUAAGGUUCUUUUUCUGUUAGCGGUUGAAGUCUCUAAAAGUUUCAAAAGCAUCACAGCAAUUUUCAAAGUUUACUAUCGGCGCUCAGUUUGUACGUAAUAUUACAAUCGCAUAUAAGCUUCUCUGAUACAGUAAAGUGGGUGCAUUUUGGCAUUGAAUCUUUUUCAGUACCGCAAAUUGUAUUACGACCGACAGUUUUUUUCAAACCAACCGAUGUUAUGUUUCGAUUUGCAAUCUCAUGUUUAACUCACCAUCAUUCGCGUUGAUUUUUGUUGUGUACACAGGAGUCACGUAUGUUUGAUAAAUAGGGUUUAAAUCGAAUCGAAAUGCUAACGCACUACCAGUGAAAAUGGCAAAUCGGAUUCCGCUAAAAAUAUUCCUGUAAAUCUAAAUUUUUCCGCGACCGGCUUGUUCGAUUUGUCGUCGCUUUGUUUCAUCGUCAGUGUGUGUUGUUUACCGGUUAACUUGUGCGAGAAUGAAACCUCGUUUCUCCGUUCAGCCCUUGUUGUCGUUUAAUGAUGAUGGGAAUGUGUUUUAUAUCAAUUAGUGAAAUAAUUACUUCAUGGUUUCAAAAUCGUGUAGAAGAAGCCUACCUACCACAGGCAGCUAAUGAAUUGAGGUGUUAGCUUUCGAGGCCAAGCUGCUUGGCGCUGCGAGCGGUGUUUCGGGAUUUGUUCAUCGGUUCGGGUUUGAUUUUCGAUUGCUUGGCGAUGGCAGCCUUAUAGUUUCAUUGUGUAUUGCUAAUUCAAUUAUGGCUCAAUAUUAAUUUAGAACUACAAAACCUUAUCGAAAGUUUUGUAGUGGUGGAAUGACAUUUAGUGGUUUGAUGUUCAGCUUUUGUUAAAUUAGAUUUCGUUCGAUUUUAUCUUUUUCACGAAGUCCCAAAUCAAUUUCUUUUACACUCAAUUUGCUUUUUACAUGGUUUAUUUCAAUUACUUGCAUAUUCCGGAAUUUUCGGAAUUUGCGUGAUUUUAACGCGACAUGCUCCAAACAAUUUAUCGAAAACAAUCUUAUUAGAUUUCUAUUCGUAUAUUCUUUAACGUCCAAACUUUGAUACCUUUUUGGAAUUCUAUGGUUUGUAUUAUAGUUAUGUUUCCGUUGGAAAAUUAAAGUGUGCGUUCAAAAGAUGAUCGGAUUUUACAGCCUAUUUCCUAAAUCCGAACUUUAACUUGCUUAUUUCGCCAAUGCUGAACCUUAUACCAGUUAAAAAAAGGUUUGGGUAUCUAAUAUGAUGAAUGCUAUUUUGCAAUCCGAGCUGACGGCAUACAUGGUAAACACUACAAAACAGACUUUUAGAAUACACAAUUGUUAUUCCAUAGAUUUUGAAAUUUAAUAUGACGACUGGUGGUUGCACAUUAUGCACGAAAAUCUUCACAACAUGGACUGUUUUGAAAUGCGUUUUGCGAUUAGAAUUAAUAAUUCUUCGCUUGGCGUUAUUUUGAAAUCCAAGAUGACGGUGGUUGUUUAAGGUAUUGCAUCAAAAGCUCUUCACAAUGGUCUUUCUAAACGAGAAUGACCCAUGGGUCUCAUGAAAAACCUUAUACUAUGAUUUGUUUUGGAAUUGGGAUAAAUUUUACAAGUAAAAAUUUCGUUGCUCUUACAGCCUGUCUUGUUUUUGAGAUUAGAACAAACGAUGACAGGCUCGUUGGACCAGUAUCGUACAUCGACCAUAUGGGAGAUUCGGUGCUGGGCUAUUGGUUGCCAGUUCGUUGCACUUCUCGUCAAACGCAAGUCCGCUUCAACCUGGUCGAGCCAUUUAGCACGUUGGGCCACUCUAUUCCUGAUGUCGGCGGGUUUCUUGAAGAGAACAGUCACAGUCGUCUGGCAUCAUUGCGGCAUGGCCGGUCCACUAUAGUCUUCCAAUUUUCGCCAUUGAUACGCCUGCGCCACUCUCCGCUUUCCUUUUGUGCUCCGCCAAAAAUAGACCGCAAUACCUUUCGUUCAAACACGAGGAGUGCAUGUAAGCAAAGUUACAGUCUGAAGUCCGUAAAGGAUUACCGAUCUGAUUAGCGUUUUGUACAUUGGUAGCUUUGUGCGGCGGCGUAUGCUCCUUGAUCGAAGCGUCUUGCAGGGGAAAUGGUCCAGUUUGUAUGCGUCAUUGAAUCUCCUUACUCGUAUUGUUAUCCGCGGUGGCCAGAGAUCCUAAAUAUAUGAACUCAUCAAUCAUUUCCAGUUCAUUGCGUCAAUAGUCACUGUCCGUGGGAGACGAACAUUAUUUUCCCUGGAGCCUGUUUCUACCAUGUAUUUAGUUUCCGGCCAUUGAUUUGCAACCCAAUCCUCUUAGCUUCCGUUUUUAGUCUGGUGUAGACUGCCUCCGUCGUUCCAAUGUUUCUAAUAAUGAUGUCAAGAUCCUCUGCGAAGGGUAGCGGUUGGCUACUCUUGCCGAAAAUCGUUCCUCUCACACCUUCAAUAACCGUUCGCAUUCGACUGUAUCGUGUAUCAACAAAAAUAUGAGGUGGCUAUGUGGAUAUAUCUGCGUGCAGGCUAUGGGCUCGAUUACCGGUCUAUAAAUCACUUCCCUGUCGAUCUGGGCGUUCAUAUCUCCGAUAACGAGAUUGAUCUCACGUGACGAGCUAUGUUUCUCGUCGCCGGAUCUACCUUCGUGUGGACAGUGAUACGUUUAUGAUGGUCCAGUUGAAGAAACGACUACAGAAGAUCACACUCUGUCAGUAAUUUACUUUUGGAAUUUUUCUGUCUGUUAAGUAUUGAAAUGUUUUAAUCAAAUCUUCGUUAAAUAUGGUGGUAGCUCUGAAAAGGGCGGUUUUUGAAUGUAUCUUGAGGUCCAAAAAGGACGGUUUUGGCUAUGCUGGUAUUGGCGAUCGAAUCAGCAUCUUCUUGUGAUUUGUUGUUCUUCGUGUUUUUCCUAAACCUUUUCGCAAUUUACUUACAGCAACUGUUGAAUUUUCUUCUUGAAUCCGCUGUUCUAAUUUCGACUUUAGCAUGAACUCCGCAAAAGUCCUAUUCACUAAUAGUUGGUUGCAAAAUGUUGUCGAAAUUCAGUUCCCGGAUCAUGCUUUUUAAAUGUAUAUUGCACCGAAAUAAACGGGAUUGUAGAAAUAAAGUUUAUCGACAAUCCCGUUGCAAUUAAAAUAUUGAACCUUUUCAGUCGAAUUCACAAUACCGAUAUAUUAAUAAACCACAACCACAAACCUGACGAGCAAAUCCGGAGCACCGCCACAGCAGCAACAACGAAUUACCUUCGAGCUUCACCUCAAACCUGUUAACACUGUUAAAGCUAACAGAAUAAUUACAAGAUUCGUCGUGACUACAUUGCCGUGUAUUCAAUCAAACAAAACAAAACAAAAAAAGCAUUCUUGGUGUUUAAUUUGCUCUUUCAGUCUCGUCAGUCAGCACACUUUGAAAAAAUCAUCAUCACAAUCGCUGUGUAAACGGUUAUUUAAGGGUCUCCAUGAGAAAUUAUUAAAAAAAAACGAGUUGUACAACUUUUACCAUUAUAGCUAUAGAGCGAUCGCUAAACGUUCAACAGAGGAACCGUUAAUGUACAGUACAGUAGUGGAACGAUACGGGGCGUCUCAGAAAGUGUAAUUAACAGACUAAAAACUUCUAUAGGAAAAAAAUCAGAAACAAAUGUCUUGAACGGUAAACAUUAUUGAGCGAAUACAUCGUGAUAUUUUUGGCCAGGGAGUAACAAAAUAUGUCGUACAUUGUUGUAUUACUGUCGAUAGGUUAGCAGCUAUAAAUGCAGAUCAAAGACAAACAAGCAAACAGGUAAACUGCAGUUGUUUACAGAUUCUAUGAAUGAAUGUUUCCGUUCGUUGUCGGCAAGCAGCAACCAACUAUUCCAAAUUUUACACCUGCUGUUGCAAGUUAUGUGUAAAUCGCAUUACAAUGGUUGAUAGACGGUAAAGAGAUAAACAUUUACAAAACAAUUAGUGAUAUAUCUAACACGCUGAAGCGAAUGAGACUAGUUUUCUAGUUUAAGACUUUCUAGAUAGGUUUAAAAUGUAACGAACACUAAAAUCAAGCAUGCAACCAUGUAAUCUAAUAUUACAAAUCUACUAGCGUUAAGAAACCAGCAGAUGUACUUACGUUUUGAGCAAAUCGAUUGAAAAAUUAAAAAUUAAAAGUAAAAAAAACAUUUACCUAAUGACAGCAUUUACGAUCAUUAUCAAAUUGUCGACAGAAUGGAACUAAUGGAUCGAACAACCCACACGAAUUCUUCGUUCAGUGGCCAUAAAUGUCGGUUAGUGUACAUAACAUAUACAGAUUUGAUGGUUUUAAGCGAACACGUUAUGCACACAACACCCUCUUGCAUGCAUGAAAAAAAAACAUUAGCAUCCAGAAUAUUUUAUCCCAUUGUGGUGUAAUGUUUGGAAUGUUGAAGAUUUACUGCUAAAACUGGCAAAAAAUGCAUCAAAAAAGUUUAGCGAAAAAUCUCUUGUAUAGACAGACAUACUCAGCCAUCCAACUUCGCUGCUGCACAAUUAAGCGCGUUUCUAUUGUAGAACAACAAAACAAUAAGAGCCUGUUCAGUUGUGAACAGAAAAAAAUGAACACGCCUAUUUGAAAAGCGCGGUGUACAGAAGAAAUUUUGUUCUCUAGUGUGUAUAGGUUAAAUUAGGCCUUUAAAAUCUACUUCACAAUGUACAAAAUAAGUUCGUUUCAUUGGGAGGCAUUUGCUGCUGAAUACAUUGUUGCAGUAUUUUAAAACAAAAAGGGUGACGUUUUUAAUCAAACCCCGAAUUGACUAUAUUUUCUCUGGAUGUUAUUUCAAGUGUUUAUCAAUAUCUUUGUGAGUAUUAAUAGAGAUCAGUCUUUCUGUAUUACACAUCAAUCGUUUCAUUAUAUAAAUAUAAAGAAAAUUACAAGAUAAUAAGUGUUAUGGCAAAAACCAGCAGCAACAGAAAAACAAAAAAAUACUUGAACAUUGUAGUAAGUAAACGAACAUUAUUCCUAGAAUGAAGAAGCAGUCGAUGAAAUCAGAAACCCCCGAACUAUAAAGAAAAAAAUCAAACAUAAUUACAAAUUAAACGUCAUUGUCAAAACUUACACACAGGAGAACUGUUUCCGACACGAAAUGAAUGGCUUUAGCACAAUCAAGUCUAUCUCGGUUGUGUACGGUUACUGCCGGAGAAGUUAAAAUACGGUUCCAUGAAAAAAAAAAACUUCUGAUGUUUUGAUUGGAUAUUAAUUAGAUAUCGUCAGAUGGGCGUGUAAAAAAUACUUAGAUUAUCUAAGCUAACUAGCAGAGAAUACACUUCAACCAGUCAAACGUGUAAAAAGCAUUCGGGCAGGUGGGCGCCACUAGGGUGACAGGGUUUAAUUGGAGCUCUUUGUUUUUUCGAUUGUUGUAUCAUUGAGAGUUGUUCUCCUAGAGUUUCGAGCCUAAAUCUUGAACAAAUUUGUUGAAAAUUCAGUCCGUCUCAAAAUUAGCUUUGAUCAAAAGUCAAAGUAAGCAACACAAUGCUUAAUUGACCCGCGCACUUUGCGCAGUAAAAAAAAUUAUGAUGAAUCAACCUAACAGUGAUCAGUGAUGUCUUCCACACAUAGCUCCAUAUCAUACCUUAUUCGGCUAUGUCUAUCCUAGCAAAUGAGCUGCAGAGAAAAGUUUGAUCACCCUUCUUUGUGCUUUGAAACGAGCUACUUGUUCCGUCUCAUAAGCGAGAGAAAUACUUAAAUAACUAAAAUCCAAUUUCUUAGAUUACCGCGAAAUUUAACAAUCACUUAAUAGACUAUUGCCUUCUAAAUGGUCAUUGAGAUGGCCUUUAUAACCAAUGUUCGCUUAGGAAACUUUUGUUUGAAGACGAUUGUCAUCGGCAAAUUUGUUCAGCAUUAACACUUAAAUGCUCUGUAAUUCGAUAUUUCUUAAAGCUCUAGUAGAUGCUGGAAGCUGGAAGAAACGUUCAGCUAGCUGUGCAUUCGCUGAUUAUCGUUUUUAUUGAGCUUAAAAUUUCAGAAGGAUUUAUUCACGGUGAUCAGGAUUUGAAAAAUCAAUUAGCCUUCUCGAAAUAAAAAAAAACCGUUAUCGCCCUAAUGCGCACCUGUAAUGGGUGAGAGACUAAAAGAAGAAAGCAAAAUGUUCAAAAGGUAUAUGAAUAAAUAGGUAUAUGAU
Sabethes cyaneus is the source of this 8937-nucleotide messenger RNA. It is a transcript of the gene rl, whose product is annotated as mitogen-activated protein kinase 1. The record is from RefSeq and is a predicted model, not a curated record. Gene Ontology annotation, biological process: protein phosphorylation; intracellular signal transduction. Gene Ontology annotation, molecular function: MAP kinase activity; ATP binding. Lineage: Eukaryota; Metazoa; Arthropoda; Insecta; Diptera; Culicidae. Gene Ontology annotation, cellular component: nucleus; cytoplasm. The transcript has 8 exons. The coding region runs from base 920 to 2107 and encodes 395 amino acids.